This is a messenger RNA of Paramormyrops kingsleyae, 1164 nucleotides long. RefSeq names its product gem (nuclear organelle) associated protein 2 (gene gemin2). Lineage: Eukaryota; Metazoa; Chordata; Actinopteri; Osteoglossiformes; Mormyridae. Gene Ontology annotation, biological process: spliceosomal snRNP assembly; spliceosomal complex assembly. Gene Ontology annotation, cellular component: nucleus; SMN complex; spliceosomal complex. The record is from RefSeq and is a predicted model, not a curated record.
AACGAGCGCACAUAAUCUACGUCACACUCCAUCAUGGCAGCUUGCAUAUUGUAAAUAUAUGUAAUGGAAGCUUAACGCAGAUUCCUGCCGAGAAAGCAUCGUAUGUUUGGUCUUUGCAGCAACCUUUUGGCUGAUUUCUGUACUUCCAUAAAAUUUUAUAUAUCUAGAUUGUUAGUUGGCAAGCAUGAACUCAGAUGUGGAAGAGCUGAUGCCCAAACUUCUCCCGGUAGACCCAUGUGAUCCUGAAGAUGUUGAUCUCAGCGAACCUCCGAGGACCCCUCAGGAAUAUUUAAGACAAGUCCAAUUGGAAGCGUCCCUUUGCCCAGAUGUGGUUGUGGCGCAGAUAGAUCCCAAGAAAAUAAAAAAGAAGCAGACUGUGAACAUUUCUUUUACAGGAUGUCAGGCAGCUCCUGUGGGGUUCUCACCGAGUUUUAGAUGGCAGCAGCAGCAAGUUAGCAACUUUUCCGCAAUUAGACAGAGUAUUAAUAAACACAGAGCACAUUGGAAGGCCCAGUCCUUGGAUAACAAUGUGAUAAUGCCAGAAUUAGAGGAUGAAGAGGGAUGGAAGAAAUUCUGCUUGGGGGAAGACAUUUGUUGUAACACAUCACCGACAGCUGCAGGCAGUGAGCAUCCGGGCCUGGAUUACACUAAGAUUGGGUUCCCUCCAUUUCUGAGCAUUGUUAGCAGGCUGAAUCAGGCCACUGUUUCUGCAGUGCUGGAGUACCUGAUAAACUGGUGUGAGGAAAAGGAGUUUGUCCCACAGUUGGGAAGGUGGCUGUAUGCACUGUUAGGCUGCCUGGAGAAGCCCCUUCUUCCUGAAGCCCAUUCGCUCAUCCGGCAGCUGGCCCGCCGCUGCUCGCAGGUCCGAGCCGGCCUGGAGAGUAAGGAAGAUGAAAAGCUGUCAGCCCUGAACCUCAUGAUUUGUUUGGUUGGCAGGUACUUUGAACAGAGCGACUUGGCCGAUAAUGAAUGAUGGUGAUGUUUCAAGUCAAAAAGACCAGGAAAAGUUCAAGGAAUCCUGUUAUGUAGAGAAGUUGGGAUUGAUACACAGAACUAAUUUUUACGUUUGUCUUUUUAAAUGUUAUUUUUCACUGUUUUCAUGGAAAGUUUCAGGUAAAAAACAAUUAUAAAAUGUCAAAUAUAUUUUCAGAAAACUAUGUAAUA